AUGCAGAGGCUCAAGCGCUCGCUGUCCCUCAAGACCAUCCUGCGUAGCAAGAGCGUGGAGAACUUCUUCCUGCGAUCCAACAGCGAGCUCAAACUCCCCUGCGAGGUGCUUCUGAGCCCCCCGACGCCCUUGCCGCCCCCGUCCCCCCCGCCGAUGCCCACCGAGGCCAUCCUGCCCCGGGCUGAGCACUCGCCCAUCGCCUGCCACCGGGCCCUGGCGCCCCUCAAGCCCAUGCGAACGCACAGCUUCCAGGAGCACGUCUUCAAGAAGCACAGCCCGUGUGAGAUGUGCCACCAGCUCAUCGUAGGCAAUUCGAAGCAAGGCCUGCGGUGUAAAACGUGCAAGGUUAGCGUGCACCUGUGGUGCUCGGAGGAGGUCUCGCACCAGCAGUGUCCCGGCAAGAUGGCCACCUCCUUCCGGCGCAACUUCAGCUCCCCCCUCCUGGUGCAGGAGCAUCAGCAGAGCAGCUCCAAGGAGUCCCCCCCUGCAGGCCCCAGCGGGAGGGUGGAUCCCAUCUAUGAGACACUGCGCUACGGCACCUCGCUGGCUCACCUGAACCGCUCCAGCUUCAGCAGCACCUCGGAGUCGCCCACCAGGAGCCUGAAUGAGAAGGACGAGGCCGGGGAGGAGGCAGACGGCAGCGCGGAGGAGAGCCACGGUGACAGCGGUAAGCCAUUCACGGCCCCCCCCGAGGGCGAAAGUCCCGGCUCAGAGGAGAAGAGCCCUGAGCAGCAGGCUGCCGGGGGCUCCUCGCGGAAGGACGUCUCCCCCAUGUACUCCUACGUGGCUCUCUACAAGUUCCUGCCCCAGGAGCACAACGACCUGCCCUUGCAACCCGGAGACAGGAUCAUGCUGGUCGAUGACUCCAAUGAAGACUGGUGGAAGGGCAAGAUCGGUGACCGGGUGGGCUUCUUCCCGGCCAACUUUGUGCAGAGAGUGCGCCCGGGCGAGAGUGUCUGGAAGUGCUGCCAGCCCUUCUACGGCAACAAGGAGCAGGGACAGAUGAGCCUCAAGGAGAGCCAGAUCUGCGUUGGCGUGGGGAAAAGCAAGGAGAAUGAGGGCUUCCUCAAGGUGACCAGCGGCAAGAAACGAGGCCUGGUGCCCGCCGACGCCCUGACGGAGAUCUGA
Molecule: messenger RNA, 1128 nt
Organism: Emys orbicularis (European pond turtle)
Lineage: Eukaryota; Metazoa; Chordata; Testudines; Emydidae
Gene: STAC2
Product: SH3 and cysteine rich domain 2
Exons: 10
Coding region: 1-1128 (375 amino acids)
Biological process (GO): positive regulation of voltage-gated calcium channel activity; skeletal muscle contraction; positive regulation of protein localization to plasma membrane
Cellular component (GO): extrinsic component of cytoplasmic side of plasma membrane
Molecular function (GO): protein binding
Source: RefSeq, a predicted model, not a curated record